Scheffersomyces amazonensis is the source of this 483-nucleotide messenger RNA. RefSeq names its product putative 60s ribosomal protein L21-a. The record is from RefSeq and is a predicted model, not a curated record. The coding region runs from base 1 to 483 and encodes 160 amino acids. Lineage: Eukaryota; Fungi; Ascomycota; Pichiomycetes; Serinales; Debaryomycetaceae. Gene Ontology annotation, biological process: translation. The transcript is spliced from 2 exons. Gene Ontology annotation, molecular function: structural constituent of ribosome. Gene Ontology annotation, cellular component: ribosome; cytosolic large ribosomal subunit.
AUGGGUAAAUCUCGUGGUUACAGAUCAGGUACUCGUUACGCUUUCCAACGUGACUUCAAGAAACAUGGUACUAUUGCCUUAUCCACCUACUUAAAGGUUUACAAGGUUGGUGAUAUCGUUGAUAUUAAAGCCAAUGGUGCUAUCCAAAAGGGUAUGCCACACAAAUACUACCACGGUAAGACUGGUAUCGUUUAUAACGUCACCAAAUCAUCCGUCGGUGUUAUUGUUAACAAGAUUGUUGGUAACAGAUAUAUUGAAAAGAGAGUUAACUUAAGAGUUGAACACGUCAAACACUCUAAAUGUAGACAAGAAUUCUUAAACAGAGUUAAAACUAACGCUGCUUUAAAGAAAGAAGCCAAAGCAAAGGGUGAACAAGUUAACUUAAAGAGACAACCAGCCAAACCAAGAGAAGCUAGAAUCAUCUCCACUGAAGGUAAUGUUCCUCAAACUUUAGCUCCAGUUCCAUAUGAAACUUUCAUCUAA